Tachysurus vachellii is the source of this 4320-nucleotide messenger RNA. It is a transcript of the gene tulp3, whose product is annotated as TUB like protein 3. Gene Ontology annotation, biological process: protein localization to cilium. The record is from RefSeq and is a predicted model, not a curated record. NCBI's taxonomy places the organism in Eukaryota, Metazoa, Chordata, Actinopteri, Siluriformes, Bagridae. The transcript is spliced from 13 exons. Gene Ontology annotation, cellular component: cilium. Bases 685 to 1947 code for a protein of 420 amino acids.
UGCUGUUAUACGUAUUAUGCAAAAUUUUAAUCUGACUAAUCAAAUUCAAGAAUUUAACUGCACCGGGUUUGUAUAUUCAUAGAAAUUUGAAUAUAUAAAUGCGCUUUACCUUACUUCCUUUUGACAUUACAAUGCAAGUAUGAGGGCUUUCGGUGAUCUGGCAACAUUUUCCCUGCAACCAAUUAUCCUGACUUUUACAUCCAAACUCCAAUGGAAUGAACCAAUGGGACGAAGAGUUGUAGGCAUGUGCGCUGUGGCCGAGAACAGUUAUAUUGGCCCUAAGGAGGGAGAGGCAACAGCUGUGGGGAUCCAUAGCAACCACAGAUAAACAUGAGUUACUAUAUCAGACCCUCCAGCUCGAGCAGCUUUACCUCCUCCGCCACUGCCAGUUCCCUGAAUGAUGACGGCAAUAGCUUGAGACAGCAGAAGCUGGAGAAACAGGUUUUUCUACAAGAUGUUGGAGCAUAGCUGAGGGGAUUAGUGAUCAUUCAGCUACAAGAGCAUUAUUGAGAUCAGGCACUGAUGUAUGUGUGAGGAGGUCUGGGGAUCCAGAUGAGUCACUGUUCCAAUUCAUCCCAAAGGUGUUGAGUCAGGGCUCUAUAAAGGACACACCUCACAUGGAGCUCAGGGGCAUGUAGAGUACUGCUAGAGCAGAAGCAGAGGCGAAAGCGCCAGGAGCCACUGAUGGUGCAGCCGAACCCAGAAGCUCGGCCACGCCGCUCUCGCCCACGCCGCAGCGAGGAACAGGCUCUACUUGUCGAUUCUAGACUCAGUAUCACAAACGAUGUCAUCUUUGAUGCAGGUAUUGAUGGACCUGCAGCUUUUUUGGCUUCAGAGGCUUCUGAUCUGGGCACAAAGAUCCAAGUGCAGUCAGUCAGCUCAGCACAGAAUCACUCUCCUCCUCUAUCUGAAGAGCCUGAGAGAGAUGGAGACACUGAAACAUUGCUGGAACCCAAAACGGACAUACACACGCUGCUACAAAGACGGGGACUCUCAGACAGCAUGAACUAUGAUGAAGUCAGUGACGACGAUAACGAUGAAGAAGACAGAACCAGUUCUCUUUCCCCUAAUACAGAGUCCACACGUCCUGCCUCCGCGUCUAGCACCAAGUCCAGCACAGAGUGUGUGAAUGUGGCCUCAUCCACAGCAGAAGGCCCCUCCAUUGAGGUGGACAAUCUAGAGGAAUUUGUGCUGAGACCGGCUCCACGUGGCGUUACGGUGAAGUGCCGGAUCACGCGUGAUAAGAAGGGAAUGGACCGUGGCCUGUACCCCACGUACUUCAUGCACCUGGAGAGAGAGGACGGCAAGAAGUUGUUCCUGUUGGCUGGAAGAAAGAGGAAAAAGAGUAAGACCUCCAACUAUCUGAUAUCAGUAGAUGCCACAGAUCUGUCUCGUGAGGGGGAAAGCUUUGUGGGAAAACUGAGGUCGAAUCUGAUGGGAACUAAGUUCACUGUGUAUGAUAAUGGCACAAACCCCAACAAGAACUCUGGAGCUCUGCUGGAAGAGAGCAGCACACGGCAGGAACUAGCAGCUAUCUGCUAUGAAACUAAUGUGCUCGGAUUUAAAGGCCCACGCAAGAUGACCGUCAUCAUCCCUGGCAUGAACAUGAACUUCGAGCGUGUUCCUGUUCGUCCCACAAAUGACCAGGAGUCUUUAUUGAGUAAAUGGCAAAAUCACUCACUGGAGAACCUAAUCGAGCUGCACAAUAAAGCUCCGGUAUGGAACGACGAUACACAGUCCUACGUGCUCAACUUCCAUGGACGGGUCACACAGGCUUCUGUCAAAAACUUUCAGAUCGUCCACGAUAACGAUCCGGACUACAUCGUGAUGCAGUUUGGUCGCGUUGCUGAGGAUGUGUUCACGUUGGACUAUAACUACCCCAUGUGUGCGUUGCAAGCCUUCGCCAUCGGCCUGUCCAGUUUUGACAGCAAACUCGCUUGCGAGUGAUUCAUACUAUUCAAAUUAUUUAUCUGUAACACAUGCCACCACAUACUCACUUGACUCCUUCAUUCAUUCCAUAGCUGGGAGUUUCUUAUUUUUCCUCUUAUUUUUUUUUAAUUUUUUUUUGGUCUCCAGAAACUCGUGUCAGCUCUGAUUACAGUGAAGAAACCUAAAGUAAGAAAAAUACAUAUCUUAAAAAUAAAAACCCUGCAUAAUAAAUAAGAAGAUAUCAGCAAGGUGAGAAAUUUAAAGGAGUAUUUAUUGAAUCAGUUGCAGCAUUAUUCAGAUAACGGGGUCCUUGGUGCUCGAUGUACUCCACAAUCCUCCAGUGAAAAUGUUCUGAUCAUGAGUUCACUAGCAUUUAUUACACGGUCCGUUUGUUUCUUGAUUAUCACCAAAAAAAUGUUUUAGUUGAUUUUUUUAUUUUUUUUAGAGCCAUGAUUUGAAUUGGAAAACAAUCAUGUCACUAUGUUGACACUAUGUAAAAAAAAAAAAAAAAAAAAAGAGAGAAUAGAAAGCAUUUUAUAAGGGAAAGCAUCAUGUUUACCAGCAGAUUGUGUUCUUUUGUGUUGUCAUGUCAGCUCUGUUGUACAGCAGCACUACUUGGCUGUAAAAGGUGCAGUUCAGUUUACAAUUGACCAACGACAAAGGGACGGUUAGCACCGUGUUUGUCGUGUGAAUAGCGUUUGCUACGCUUUAUUUUGCGGUUUUGUGUCUGCGAUGAUGUAUUUUUUUUUACUGUGGUUUUGCAUAUCGCUUAUUGCUUGUGUUAAAAUAUGUGGUAAUGUUGGAGUCUUACUUUAUCUUUUUGAACUCUGUCAUGACUCCCAGCUCCUGUCGCACAUAGAGGAGCGUCAUGUCCCUUGUCCCAUGUCCACCAAUCAGGUUCUUCAAUCAGGUAAACUAGACUACUGUGGUCCCGUUUCUUGAUCAUACAUUUCAAAAAGGCAUACAUUUAUUUUUUUUUUCUUUCUAUACCAUUGUUGAAUAAUUAUUUAUUUUUUAAUAUUUUAAAUUAUGAUGGCUCAAAAUUGUUUUAAUUUUUUAUUAUUUUUUUUUUUCUUGUAAAUACAAGCAUUUAAAUCAGGGCUUCUAAAUUGCAGUGUCUGGAAUAAACGACUCUGCGGACAGAUUCCACAUCCGAAUAUACUGUAAAGGUGCAGAAACUGAUCACAAAUCGAUUCAUUUGACGUAUAUGUUAGUUAAAACACUCAGGAGCACGAGUAGGUUACAAAAUUUUUUCAGGAAUAUCAAAGUUCUUCUGUAAAUGCUCGGAUGAACGAUCAGUGUCUGUACGUCAUUUUAAGGUGAAAGACAACACGGUUGCACAGAAAGGAGAAAAAAAAAGCCAAAGCAAGAAACACAAACAAAUAAAAGGUAAUUUAUUAUAAUCUGUAUGACAAAGGGACUGUUGACUGUGACUAACAGUGACACCGUCACAAGGUCUUAUCGAAUAAUUACAUCAUAUUGAAGUGGUAAAAUCUUCAAACUCUGCUGGGCCCUUGGUUUUCCUUCUGUGUAAUAAUGAACCCCUGGUUUAAGUAAGGCAUCACUCCAGCAGUCCUGGAGGACCACAGUACUGUUUAGUUUAACAUUUUCUUACCUCUGUAUGAACUGUCCAGUUUAUUGCUAAAGCCAUUAUGGAGUGAAUUUAAUGUGGUACGAAGAGACCUGCGAUCAUCCAGGAGCAUGCUUGACGCUCCUGCUUUUAAUGCUUUGGUGUGCCUUGUUGUUUUAUAUCAGUAAAAUGCAGUGAAAUGAUGACUCCCUUAAAAUGGAAACACAAAUGCUAAAAAAAAAAUAAAAUAAAUAAAAUAUUUUGAUCCUGAUAUCUUACACGUCAAUCACAUUUAUCCUCGGUACAGUUAGCGAUCUGCUAAGGUUUGUUUCAGAAAGUAGAUUUUAAAGAGUAAGAGUUAUUUAUUAUCCAUGCAAAUCCACUUUCAUAUAUACAUUUAGUUACGGGGAAAACGGAAUUAAACCCUUUUUAAUUCUGUUUUUAUUUAUCAGGGCUUGAAUAACAAUUGUUUAGUCACCGACUUCUAUAAAUAAACACUAAACUGAACACCAAAGUUUUGGCAGAAGUGUUGCUUGAGUUGACAAAUCAAGACAUGCACAAUUCAACUCGGGAUUUAAGACUGAGUUUGGGACUUGUUUUAAACAACAACAACAACAACGACAAAACUCUUCUGGAGCAGAUCCUGCUUAUUCUGUCUUUUGUGCUCUGUGUAAUAAAACAGCCAACAGUUUACUAGAAAUGUCACAAAGUCUAUCAUUUCAUGUUAAAUUCUGUAGUGCAGUAAUAUUCGCCCCAAUUCUGUUUGGCUUCUGGUGUUUGAACGACACAUUUUUAAAAAUUUGAGGUCUUGUUAUUUGCAG